Vespa mandarinia (Asian giant hornet) is the source of this 3211-nucleotide messenger RNA. It is a transcript of the gene Clbn, whose product is annotated as Nuclear export mediator factor NEMF homolog Clbn. NCBI's taxonomy places the organism in Eukaryota, Metazoa, Arthropoda, Insecta, Hymenoptera, Vespidae. Gene Ontology annotation, molecular function: ribosomal large subunit binding; tRNA binding. Gene Ontology annotation, cellular component: RQC complex. The record is from RefSeq and is a predicted model, not a curated record. Gene Ontology annotation, biological process: ribosome-associated ubiquitin-dependent protein catabolic process; rescue of stalled cytosolic ribosome.
UCGCUAAAGUCGUAUACGAUACGAACGAUAAAUGGUGAAAUGUUUCGAUAAAUUUUGAUAUCGUUCUGUGAUAAGAUAUGUCUAAUGUUAAAUGUCCGUAUUUCAUUGAUUUCUUAUAAUUGAUAUUAAAUAAAUAGGCAAAAUGAAGACACGAUUUAAUACGUAUGAUCUUGUUUGUUCCGUAACGGAAUUACAAAGAUUAAUUGGUAUGCGUGUCAAUCAAAUAUACAAUGUCGAUCAUCGUACAUAUUUGAUACGUUUUCAACGAAGCGAAGAAAAAUGUAUCCUGUUAAUCGAGUCUGGUAAUAGAAUGCAUACUACAGCUUUCGAAUGGCCCAAGAAUAUAGUACCAUCGAGUUUUUCAAUGAAGAUGAGGAAACAUUUAAAAAAUAAGAGACUCGAAAGUUUAAAGCAAAUCGGUACUGAUCGCAUAGUGGAUUUACAAUUUGGCAGUGGAGAAGCUGCAUAUCAUAUAAUAUUAGAAGUAUAUGAUAGAGGCAAUAUUGUUUUAACAGAUUAUGAAAUGACAAUUAUAAACAUUCUAAGACCUCAUACAGAAGGUGAUAAAGUUAGAUUCGCGGUUAAAGAAAAAUAUCCUUCAGAUCGUGCUUAUACUGCUACUAUGGCACCGCUCGAAGAUAUUAAAAAAUCCAUCGAAUCCGCUAAAUCUGGUGAAAAUCUAAAGAAAGUUUUGAAUCCUCUUUUAGAAUUUGGUGCAGCUGUAAUCGAUCAUGUUCUAUUGCAAGCUGGUUUUGCAUCUGGAUGUAAAAUUGGUAAAGAUUUUGAUAUUGCAAAAGACAUGUCUAGGUUGAUUGUAGCUCUGCAAAAUGCAGAUGAUAUGUUGAAUGAUGCAAAAAAAAAUAUUUCAAAAGGAUACAUUAUACAGAAAAAAGAGAUUAAACCGUCAACAGAUAAUGAAGAAGAUUUCAUAUUUGCUAACAUAGAGUUUCACCCUUUUCUAUUUGAGCAGUAUAAAAAUUGUCCUUAUAAAGAAUUCGAUUCGUUUGAUGUCGCGGUAGAUGAAUAUUUUUCCACAAUGGAAGGACAAAAACUUGAUUUGAAGGCUUUGCAAAAAGAAAAAGAAGCCAUGAGAAAAUUAGAAAAUGUAAAAAAGGAUCAUAGCCAAAGGCUAAUUACGUUAGAAAAGACACAGGAAUUGGAUAAAUGGAAGGCAGAAUUAAUUUCUAGAAAUCAAAGUUUAGUAGACAAUGCAAUUUUUGCGAUACAAAACGCACUUGCAAAUCAAGUAUCAUGGCCAGAUAUUCAGAUUCUAUUAAAAGAGGCACAAGCAAGAGGUGAUCCUGUUGCUUCUGCUAUUAAACAGUUGAAAUUAGAAACAAAUCACAUUGCGUUAUUAUUACAAGAUCCUUACGAAGAUAGCGACGAGGAGUCCGAAUUAAAACCGACAGUUAUUGAUAUUGAUUUAGCUUAUAGUGCCUUUGGUAAUGCAAGAAAAUAUUAUAAUCAGAAAAGGUCGGCAGCUAAAAAGCAGCAAAAGACCAUAGAGUCUCAAGACAAAGCUUUAAAAUCGGCAGAAAAGAAAACAAAACAAACAUUGAAAGAAGUACAAACAAUUCAUAGUAUUAAUAAAGCAAGGAAAACGUAUUGGUUUGAAAAAUUUUACUGGUUUAUCUCUUCAGAAAAUUAUCUUGUUAUUGGUGGAAGAGAUCAACAACAAAAUGAAUUGAUUGUAAAGAAGUAUCUUAAAACUGGAGAUGUUUAUGUUCAUGCAGAUCUAACAGGUGCUAGUUCUAUUGUUGUAAAAAAUCCUGCUGGUGGACCUAUACCUCCUAAAACAUUGGCAGAAGCAGGCACAAUGGCCGUAGCGUAUAGCAUUGCUUGGGAAGCUAAAGUAGUCGCAGGGGCAUGGUGGGUAAAUAAUGAUCAAGUUUCAAAAACUGCACCAACGGGUGAAUAUCUUACAACUGGAUCCUUUAUGAUACGUGGGAAAAAGAAUUAUUUGCCUCCGUGUCAAUUGAUAAUGGGCCUUGGCUUUCUAUUUCGUUUGGAAGAUAGUUCUAUCGAACGGCAUAAGGAUGAACGAAAAGUCAGAGUUAUAGACGAUGAAAUUGAAAAGAAUGAAUCUACGGUUGAAAUAGAUAAAGAAAUAGAAUUAGAAGAAAACAGUGAUGAAGACGAAGAUUUGGAAAAUCCAAUACAAUUAGAUUCUAUUAAAGAAGAAUCUUUUAUAGAAUUUAACGCGAUGCCAAAGGAAAAUGAGAAUAAACGUGACAGUGGUAGUGAAGAAGAUCCAGACUUUCCAGAUGUAGAAAUCAAAAUUGAUUAUUCAACAUUAAGAGUCGAACUCCAUGAUGAAAAUGAUACUAUAUAUAAGAAAGAUGAGGAAGAUGUUACUUUUGUUGGCAAUGAUAAAUCUAUAGUAAUAAAUUGUAAUAAAGAAGAAACUACAAGAUUUAAACAACAAUUGGCUUUAAAGACUGAAAAAGAAAGUAAAAAGCUUGAACAGGGUCAAUUGAAAAGAGGCCAAAAAAGUAGACUUAAAAAGAUAAAGGAAAAGUAUAAAGAUCAAGACGAGGAAGAUAGGCACUUGGCUAUGGAAGUUUUACAAUCAGCAGGAGCUGCAAAAGAAGAUAAACGUCGUAACAAACAUAAAGAUCCGUCUGGUCCUAAACAACAAGGAAAGAAAAAGGGAACAGUAAAUCCACCUACAAUAAAACAUAUUAAUGUCGAUCAUCUCGAUGAAGAAGAUACAGGACCAGUACCUGAGAUGGAUAUGUUAGACCAAUUAACAGGAAAACCAGUUUCUGAAGAUGAAUUAUUGUUUGCUGUACCAGUUGUAGCACCUUAUAAUACUAUAUUAAAUUAUAAAUUUAAAGUAAAAUUAACACCAGGUACAAGUACAAGGGGGAAAGCUGCAAAAACUGCCAUAGCUGUGUUUUUAAAAGAUAAAGAGAUAACCUUGCGUGAAAAAGAUUUGUUAAAAGCUGUUAAAGAUGAAUCAGUAGUUCGAAAUAUACCUGGAAAAGUAAAAAUAAGUGCACCACAAAUUCAAAAAAUAAAGAAAUAAAUAGUAUUUCUUAAAUAAUAUUAUAUUUUUAUGCUCGUUUAUAAUUGUAUAUUAUAAAUAUAUUUAAGUCUGUUUAUUAUUGGUUAAUUGGCAAUGUUUCAUGAAAAGUGUACUCCAAAAAAAAAAAAAGAAAAAAAAAAGAAAAGGAAAAAUAUAAAAAAGGGAAUAGAAGAAAAAGAGGAU